AUGCAAAAUCCUAUGCUGGAAGAAGUCCAUCCGGCGAAACAGCCCUCCGACACAGGCCUGGAGAAUGAUGCGCAGCCAUCUAGCGAUGUCAGUCGAGAACAAAUCUCUGAAAGCGCCUACCUGGUCCGAUUCGAGGACAGCGACCCGAAGAACCCCAAAAACUUCCACCCCUGUUACAAGGCGUGGCUCACCUUGGAAAUGAGCAUGUUGGCAUUCAUCGGUUCGUUGGGGUCAUCGAUUAUGUCGCCUGCACAGCCAGACCUGGCGGAUUACCUUGGGGUCAGCAUGGAAGCAACAGCCCUUACCCUAUCUCUCUUUGUUCUUGGGUACGCAUUUGGCCCGCUCGUCUGGGCUCCGAUCAGCGAGGUAUAUGGUCGUCGAUUGUCUAUGCUGCCGCCGGUCUUCGCACUAGGCUUGUUGAGCAUCGGAACGGCCGUGAGUAAAAACGCCGCCAGCAUAUUCAUCACUCGUUUCCUAAGUGGUCUCUUUGGGUCUGCUCCCAUCAGCAACGUGUCAGCCGCAUUGGGAGACAUUUAUGAUCCGCGCACUAGGGGUGUCCCAAUGGCAUUCCUAGCGCUCUGUGUGGUUGGAGGGCCAACUAUCGCGCCAGUGAUUGGUGCGUCUUUGACGGUUAACCCAAACCUUGGAUGGCGAUGGACCGAAUACAUGGAAGCAAUCAUUGUCUAUACUGUCUGGACUGUCGCAAUCUUCUUUUUGCCUGAGACGUACGCGCCUGUCCUUUUACGGCACAAGGCUCGUGGCAUGCGCCAGGCUACUGGAGAUCUGCGAUACUGGCACCCGGCGGAGACAGAAAAGAUUAAUUUGAAUAACAUAGUCACGAAACAUCUGAGUCGGCCUUUAAAGAUGUUCUUUACUGAGCCGAUGGUGACUACAAUUGCGCUCUAUGCCUCAUUCAUUUACGGAUUGUUGUUCCUGAUGCUCGAAGUUUUCCCUAUAGUCUUCAAAGAGGACCGCAACUUAAACUUAGUUAUCUCAACGCUCCCAUUUCUAGGCCUGCUAGUGGGUGUCAUCUGUGCAUUGCUUGUAAAUCUUGCAAACCAGCCUCUAUAUGUGCGUGCCGUCCAGAAAAACCAGGGACGGGCGGUUCCUGAAGGACGCCUGCCGCCCAUGAUUAUAGGCGGUCUUCUCUUUUCGAUAGGACUGUUCUGGUUUGGGUGGACCGCAGUUCCCAGAUAUCCAUUGGCAUCGCCCGUGGUGGCAGCUGGGUUUAUUGGUGCCGGCUUCAACAUUGUCUUCCAGCAAUGUCUCAAUUUCCUGGUAGAUACCUAUGGGCCAUAUGCUGCCAGUGCGGUUUCGGCCAACAACUUGCUUAGAAGCCUGAUGGCCUGUGGACUGCCCUUGGCAGCGAGGCCCAUGUUCCUCAACCUGGGGGUUGGCCCGGCAUCAACUGUGCUCGGUGGGAUCUCCUGCUUGGCCUUGCCCGUCCCCUUCUUGUUUAUGAAGUACAGCAGAACGCUGCGGCAAAUCUCCCGAUUUGCACCCACGGAAGAGUAG
Molecule: messenger RNA, 1515 nt
Organism: Penicillium riverlandense
Lineage: Eukaryota; Fungi; Ascomycota; Eurotiomycetes; Eurotiales; Aspergillaceae
Product: MFS transporter
Exons: 5
Coding region: 1-1515 (504 amino acids)
Biological process (GO): transmembrane transport
Molecular function (GO): transmembrane transporter activity
Source: RefSeq, a predicted model, not a curated record